Molecule: messenger RNA, 1394 nt
Organism: Schizophyllum commune H4-8
Lineage: Eukaryota; Fungi; Basidiomycota; Agaricomycetes; Agaricales; Schizophyllaceae
Exons: 3
Coding region: 1-1170 (389 amino acids)
Source: RefSeq, a predicted model, not a curated record
AUGCGCGUACCUCAAGAGGUCGUGAAUGAGAUCAUCUCCCACGUCGAAUGGCCCGCAUUUCGUAUGAGACACAUUGUUUCCAUCCUCGAAGCGUCCGUUCCCGUAUUCUCGCCUCAAAUCUGUGCCAACUUCCGCAAGAAAUAUGUGGACUUCAGGGUCGACAAUCACCACUACUUGGCGACAAUGUUUGCGCUUUGUCCCGCGAUCAAGGAUUCGAUCUGGCAUGUAAAUAUCGAGAGAAACAAGCCUCGUACGCGCACAUACCGCGAGGAAGAGCUGGAGCUGGCACGCUUACUCGACGCUUGCACCAGUGUCCGUGGCCUCUCGAUCAACCUGUGCAUCCAGGGCUGGACGGAGGGCCUUUUGUACGAAGAACAAAGACAAGCCAUUCUCAGGGCCAUGCAGCGUCCUACCCUGGAAUACCUCGCUCUUUUUCGAGUACGCCUACAGGAGGAAGACGAAGUUGCUUUUCGGUCUCUGGCCUUGCCGGCGAGCCUGCGCGUUGUCAAGCUGUGUGGCGUUAGCGUGUUCGGCAUACAUCCCAACGAAGCUGCAGGUCCUGCAGCACCAGCUACUCCAGCUCCCUCCUUGGACUCGUUGAUCGCCGACGAGCGCUCUCUAGGUUUUGUGCGCUUGAUGAAUCUUGCAUCGUGCCGGAGCCUGACGAGGCUUGAUUUCACUUCGGCCGACAAGCAUGUUGACGAUAACCACGUUGUCGCGCAACUUCUGCGGGCAAACGCGCAGUUGCAGUAUCUGAUACUGAGAAACGACUAUCGCGCACAGUUUCCGGUGUAUGACUUGUCGCAUAACCCCGCGUUGCGCUCAGUCAUUGUGCUCAUCCAGAGGAGCGCACCGUUGGUCAUAGAGAAUAUCGCCCGGGCACUUUGCUCUAUUCCCGAGACGGUGGCCCUCGAGACAUUCACGUUGUGCUUCCCGCCCGAGCGGGGCGAAAUUGGGAUGCAGGAUUCACGGCACUGGAGGAUGCCCUUUUGUGCGCGGGGGGCCAAGCGCCGCGCGUGGUUAAGCUGUGUAUAUGGAAGUACACGGACCGCAGGGUCUCCUCGCUUACCAAGGAGCACUUUUGUUGCACGGUCAGGGAUCUUCUUCCGCGGUUGGACGAGCGCGGGAUCCUUGAAGUUGUUACUUGAGGAUCUACAUGUUAGUGCUUGACCUAGAGGGGACCGUGUUCAUCUCGUUCGGAGGCCUCGGUGGCGAGGUGUGGAAUCAUGCUUCACAAGAGCACGGGUAGGGAGUUGUAAACUGCAUGCACGAACACAGUUUCUCGUCCAAAGCCAGGAGAGGGAGGGGGUCGUUGUAUGUACCUUUGUUGACUCGCAUCCGCAGCCAAACAGGGGCAUACAGUGCCUCCCGCCUGCCACGCCUUUGCUUUCUCU